AUGCAUUACCUCACCAUCGCCUCCUUCCUCCUGAGCACCGCUCUCCUCACCUCCGCGGCCCCAACCCCCACCUCCGACGCCGACCUCGUCCCACGGGCCUGCUCAACCCUCUACCCCGACAUCGCCCGCGUCGAACAGGCUCGGCCCGUCGAAUCCUACCUCCCCGGCUUCAUCGUCGCCCAAGACGCCGGCGCGACCAACAUCAAAGACGCCUUUGCCGAGUUCACCGUUCCAACCCCGGCCUACGGCUGCCAGCUCGAAGUCUACUUCCCUGCCGGCUACCGCAUCAACACCUGGGGCUCGAACCAGGUCUACGUCUACAGCCUCGACGGCCCACUUUCGCGAAGCCCGAGGGGUAUUGACGUGUCGUGGGCUUAUGGCGCACCGAACAUCGUCAGCCAGGUCGGCACGGUGACGUUUGGGAGCAAGCCGAAUGAGCCGACGAAGGUGGUGAUCAAUAGCUUCCAGUGCAAGCCCAAGAUGGCGUUUAGGUUCAGCAUUGCGAGUGAGAACCAGGCGGGGUAUGUCGAAUUUGUGCAGAGUCAGGCGGCAGGGUUGAGGAUGACUUACAAUUGUUGA
Molecule: messenger RNA, 579 nt
Organism: Coniosporium apollinis CBS 100218
Lineage: Eukaryota; Fungi; Ascomycota; Dothideomycetes
Exons: 1
Coding region: 1-579 (192 amino acids)
Source: RefSeq, a predicted model, not a curated record